AUGUUUGAAGCUUCCAUGAACUUUUUUGUUUUAUUUACAUAUUCUGACCCCUGUGAAUGUUUAAUCCAAGUUUGGUUAGUUUAUUUGCUUAAAAUGCCAUCCUAUAUUUAUACUUGUGCUUCUCCUCUGUUCCAUUUUUUUAUAAUGAUUGAACGUGUUUUGGCUACUGUUUAUGCUAAAAUUUAUGAAAAUCAAAGCAAAAUGUUUGGUGUUGUCAGUACAAUAAUUGUGGUAAAAUUUUAUGGCUAA
Messenger RNA from Meloidogyne enterolobii, 249 nucleotides. NCBI's taxonomy places the organism in Eukaryota, Metazoa, Nematoda, Chromadorea, Rhabditida, Meloidogynidae. The record is from the annotation of a GenBank genome assembly.